GGGUUCGCCCCGCCGCGUGGCACUCUCCCUCCUCCCCUGACUGUUGUGACUGCACCUGCUGCGUGUGACCGGCAGGCACUGAAGACAGCCUCAGCUACAGUCUUGGUGACGAGGCAGCCGCAGCCCUGCCAGCUCCCGCCCAGCUCUCAUUGAGAAAAGGGGAGCCGGCCGGAGCAGGAGGAGGGGGAGGAGAAGCUCCCUGCAGAGCGGCUCCUGCCCGGAUCGAGAAGCCUCCUGGAAUGGGCAUUCGACUGUUCUGACGUGGCGAUUCCCUCGGGAGCCCCGGGAGUUUGAAGACACACGGGAAAAGGGAGAAACCGCAGAGAGCGUCAAAGGAUGAGGGGUGCUGUAAAAGGAGCAGGGGAGUCCUGUGAAAAGAAUCCAUCAUGCACUGAAAGGCUUUCUGGAGAAGGUGCCCUGAUUUGCCUCCCCUAUUGCUCAGAUCAAAGGAGCCCGCAAGGACAGUCCUGAAGGAUUCCUCAAGGGCCUUUUUGUCAUUGUUCCUCAGUCCCCUUGCACACGGCUAUUUGCUGACCUUUCCAGAGGAAUCUCAGUCCCCCAGUUCCAGCUGAGAAGACAGUUCUUAAAAAAAAAAAAAAAAAAAAAAAAAAUUCCUGCUGUUUGAACGGGAGGUGCAGCUUGCUGGCUGUGGUGCUUUUUGCUGUGACAUUUUGGAAUGUCUGCAGAAACUUAAAACAAAGAGAAAAACAACGUUAAAAACUCCCUGGAUUAGGCAAGAGCAAAGGAAGUUUUUGCCAAAAAGAAGUAAAUGAGAGGUGGUGGUAACUUAUCCCUGAUCCAGGACCUGGAUGAUCAAAACCUUCGGGUUCUAGGAAGCAGCACUUCAAACCUAACAAAUAAACAAACAUGAGACGGAGUGGCUGUGGGGUCUCGCGCAGAAGCGGGUCGUAAAGGCAGCCUGAAACUGGUCAGAACUUCGGGCCUGUAUGAUGCCUGAAGAUCGAAACACUGGGGGACGCCCCUCAGGUGCCUUAGCGUCAACGCCUUUCAUUCCUAAAACUACAUACAGAAGAAUCAAACGGUGUUUUAGUUUUCGGAAAGGCAUCUUUGGACAGAAACUGGAAGAUACUGUCCGUUAUGAGAAGAGAUAUGGGAACCGUCUGGCUCCAAUGCUGGUGGAGCAGUGUGUAGACUUUAUCCGACAAAGGGGGCUGAAAGAAGAGGGUCUCUUUCGACUGCCAGGCCAGGCUAAUCUUGUUAAAGAGCUCCAGGAUGCCUUUGACUGUGGAGAGAAGCCAUCAUUUGACAGCAACACAGAUGUACACACAGUGGCAUCACUUCUUAAGCUGUAUCUCCGAGAACUUCCAGAACCAGUUAUUCCUUAUGCAAAGUAUGAAGAUUUUUUGUCAUGUGCCAAACUGCUCAGCAAAGAGGAGGAAGCAGGAGUUAAGGAAUUAGCGAAGCAGGUGAAGAGUUUGCCAGCGGUCAAUUACAACCUCCUCAAGUAUAUUUGCAGGUUCUUGGAUGAAGUACAAUCCUAUUCGGGAGUUAACAAAAUGAGUGUGCAGAACCUGGCCACUGUCUUUGGCCCUAAUAUUCUGCGCCCCAAAGUGGAAGAUCCUUUGACCAUCAUGGAGGGCACAGUGGUGGUCCAGCAGUUGAUGUCAAUGAUGAUUAGCAAACAUGAUCGCCUCUUCCCCAAAGAUGCAGAACUGCAAACCAAGCCCCAAGACGGAGUGAGCAACAACAACAAUGAAAUUCAGAAGAAAGCCACCAUGGGUCAGCUACAAAACAAGGAGAACAAUAAUACCAAGGACAGUCCUGGUAGGCGGUGCUCUUGGGACAAGUCCGAGUCUCCCCAGAGAAGCAGCAUGGAUAAUGGAUCCCCUACAGCUCUACCAGGCAGCAAAACCAACAGCCCAAGAAACAGUGUUCACAAACUGGAUGUCUCUAGGAGCCCUCCUCUCAUGGUCAAGAAGAAUCCCGCCUUCAAUAAGGGCAGUGGAAUAGUCACCAAUGGGUCCUUCAGCAGCAGCAAUGCAGAGGGUCUUGAGAAAACCCAAACCACUCCCAAUGGGAGCUUACAGGCCAGAAGGACCUCUUCACUGAAGAGUUCUGGUACCAAAAUGGGCACCCACAGCGUGCAGAAUGGAACGGUGCGAAUGGGCAUUUUGAGCACCGACACACUUGGGAACCCCAUGAACGGUCGCAGCAUGAGCUGGCUGCCCAAUGGCUAUGUGACCCUGAGGGACAACAAGCAGAAAGAGCAAGCAGGAGAGUCAGGCCAGCACAACAGGCUCUCCACCUAUGAUAAUGUCCAUCAACAGUUCUCCAUGAUGAACUUUGAUGACAAACAGAGUGUCGACAGCGCCACCUGGUCCACUUCCUCCUGUGAAAUCUCUCUCCCUGAGAACUCCAACUCCUGUCGCUCCUCCACCACCACCUGCCCAGAACAAGACUUUUAUGGUGGGAAUUUUGAGGACCCUGUUUUGGAUGGGCCCCCACAAGAUGACCUUUCCCACCCUGGGGACUAUGAAAACAAAAGUGACCGGAGAAGUGUGGGCGGUCGAAGUAGUCGUGCCACCAGCAGCAGCGACAACAGUGAGACAUUUGUGGGCAACAACAGCAGCAACCACAGUGCACUGCACAGUUUAGUUUCCAGCCUGAAACAGGAAAUGACCAAACAGAAGAUAGAGUAUGAGUCCAGGAUAAAGAGCUUAGAACAGCGAAACUUGACCUUGGAAACAGAAAUGAUGAGCCUCCACGAUGAACUGGAUCAAGAAAGGAAAAAGUUCACAAUGAUAGAAAUCAAAAUGCGAAAUGCCGAGCGAGCAAAAGAAGAUGCCGAGAAAAGAAAUGACAUGCUCCAGAAAGAAAUGGAGCAGUUUUUUUCCACGUUUGGAGAGCUGACAGUGGAACCCAGGAGAAGCGAGAGAGGAAACACGAUAUGGAUCCAGUGAGCCCGCUUUCUCCCGCUGUCUCCAAUGGAUCUGGGAAGGACUGGGGGGGUUCCAGUGGGAAUAUUCUGUGGGAUCAGGUGGCUGGUCACCUGGCUGUACAGUGCUCUAACUGGUGAAGGAAUCUCAUUUACAGACAUUAACCAUCUAUAUCCGCAAUGUGUACCAAAGUUAUAUCAUGCCCCAUAAUGCUACUGUCAAGUGUUACAACUGGAUAUGUGUAUAUAGAGUAGUUUUUAAAAAGUAAACUAAAAAUGAGAAGCAUAUCUCAAGAAUUAUUUUAUUGCAAGUCUUGUAUUUAAAAUGUUAAAUCAAUAUGUUGUUGCAAUUUAGCUUGCUUUCAAGCUUCACCCCUUGCACUUAACAUAAGCUAUUUUUGGCAUUGUGUUAUCAUCAGCUUAUUUUAUAGAUCAAUAUUUUUAUUUCCCUUUUUGCUGAGGAAAUGAAGAUAAGCAGAUAUAUGAAUAUAAAUAUAUAUAUAAGAUGAGUUAUUAAAAUCAAAAGAAUACUUUGUGGCCGUGCUGUUUGUGCCAAUAGACCUUGCCAUGACCAAAAAGAGAAAUGUAAAUAAUUUUAUAAAAUACAUUGAAUCACCAGGAACCUUUGAACUGCUCUUUAAAUUCUUCCCUUGACACUGCUCGUUUUCUUUGUGAGGUGACUGGACAUAGGAAGUCUUGGACUGUGUGAAAAAAAAGUCCCCUUCUCAAGCCCCCUUGGCUGCCUUGCCUGUUCCACAGAUGUGUGUCUGCUAUGCAAGAAGCAUGUUAGAGGGGAGAAAAUGAUAAAGAAAAGCAUUUAACCAGUCAUGCCUUGAAUUACUCUGACCUUCUGGCCCGUCUCUGUAACUGCUGGCUGGUUAUGGGAGAAAGUCUCCCUGCCAUUUGCAAGUUGGGAAACAAUGCUUGCUAACCCAUGCCCACACGAGCACCUGUCAUUCCCUCAAACCUCUGUCCCCCCUCCCCCGACAAUUGCACUCUGGAACGCCAGCCAUGAAACAGCAUUACUGUGUCCCUCUCAGUUAAACUGCUAGAGUGUGUGCCAUAGAGUGACAGUUUUCUCUCACUCAGGCUGCCUGUUCCCUUGUCCUCUGGGAUGCUGUCUGCACGACAGCAGGCGAGGGCAGUUUGCAACAAGAGCGAGGGGAUGGACGGGCAGGGGACCAGAAGAAGGAGACAAGUUUGGAAGAAACACACUCAACUAUCUUGCUUCUAAUUUCUACAGUAUUUUUCUUCCCUGUUGAAAACAUUCGUUCACAAUAAAUUCUAAAACGUGAAUGCUUAAAGGUUCGAUUUUGACAAAUUUGUGAACACCAGUCAUGCAAACUUGCUAGAGGUGCCCAGGGCUCUCUGGAGCUACAGUCUGGGGAGAACAGUUCUUCACACUUCAGUAAGGCAAUGAUUUUGACAAGCCAGAAAAUAAAUCUUUCUCACACUAGAACAAAAAGUCACAAAAGGCAUAAUUGGAAAUAAAGACUACUUGAGUUUACAGGC
Equus caballus (horse) is the source of this 4408-nucleotide messenger RNA. The record is from RefSeq and is a predicted model, not a curated record. Lineage: Eukaryota; Metazoa; Chordata; Mammalia; Perissodactyla; Equidae.